UGGCAAUAAUGCCCCAGGUGGCUCAAGAGCACGCUUGUUAGAAGUGGUUGAGCUUGGGCCGCUGUGGAUAGGUCUCGUCAACGAUCCCAAGAUGAAGCUUGCUGCUGCUGCCCACUUAUUAGCAAGCAACAUGGGAUGAACUGCCUUUAGGCAAGUCUGGCCGCCCACAUCCCGUGUCACUAUCGACGACACACUUUGAAAUGACUCGGCGUGUAUUGGUUCACGUCGGCCAUGUCGUCUAUUGGCAGCACCGCUUUCCAAUCUAAGUGGCGGCUUUUUCUCGACAUCACGCCCACCUUGGCCUGGGCCCUUUUGACUGCUUUCCCCGUCCGGUCACUGCGAGCCGUCCAAGACGAAGCCCACAAUGGCGAGCACCCACUUUUCAGCGGAGUGCUUGGUUAUACUAUGCAUCAGAGUGGGCGACAAAGACGGCGAACAUCACGAGAAGCCCCUUCAUACUCGGGCAAUGGCUAGGCCUUGAAGAUACCAAGCAUUUAGACGUGUACGACGAGUCCCGAAGUUCUGGUUAUUACAAUGUCACUCAGCUUCCUCGAAUUCUUUCGAGGUUCUUGUAUCAUCCUACUCACUCAUCCAGUCAUUCACUUAGUCCCUCACUGCCAACCAGCAACGACUCGGUUCUUC
This is a messenger RNA of Pseudomassariella vexata, 642 nucleotides long. RefSeq lists its product as uncharacterized. NCBI's taxonomy places the organism in Eukaryota, Fungi, Ascomycota, Sordariomycetes, Amphisphaeriales, Pseudomassariaceae. The record is from RefSeq and is a predicted model, not a curated record. Bases 232 to 474 code for a protein of 80 amino acids. The transcript has a single exon.